UGUUUGACGAUAACGUUUUGUAGGUUUGUCUUGCAAUUUAUCCAUUUGCGUUAAUAUAUUUACUAAUUAUUUUUAUUUAUUGGAAAAUGACAGCUAACGUUAACGACCAAUGCUUCCUCGCACGUCUGCGUGCAGGGGCCAAGCGAAUAAUCGAAGCUAUAUACCCGUGUUUAAAGAAACCAAAAACAGAUGAAAAUGCACCAGAUAACGACAUAGAGAUUUCCUCGAUGACAGCCACAUCAGAGGAAACCAACCUGAAUCGAUGUGCUACCACAGAUAUAGAGGAUGCAGUUUCCGAGCAUUCUGAAUUAUCUGAUGAAACAUAUAUAAGAUAUCGCUCUGACGAUUCCUCCGACGGACGUGGCCAAACAUCUUUCCAUGACAUGUUCCCUGCAACAGCUACUGUGCAUAGUUCAGGAAUGUUUGACCCAAAAUAUACUGAAGACUCUUCCUCAGUAGAGUCAGCUGCUGUUGACUCCCACCUUGCCGUAAGACCUUUUACCGGAACUCUUUUUUCCGAUGCCGAAGAAAUACCCCGUGGUCCGUUUUAUGAACCUCUUGUACUGACUGAUAUCUUCUUUGAAAACGACUCGGUGUACGUUCAUCUCGCCGAAUUCUUCGUGUUUGCUUUGAAUGGUAACAUAAUCUUGAAUGUUGCCAUUUAUUUGAGUAUAGAUGCACAAUAAGACUAAAAAUAUUCUGAAGGGACUCAACUAAUAUGCGAUCUGACGAGAGAAAGAAAAGUCCCACAAGACUAUACAGACCAAAAUACUUAUACAACAUACUAUAAACAUUCCGAGAAUAUACCGCCACUAAAAUAAUGCAACCCGCGCCGAGUUGCCCCGCGUUGAGCGCCAAAUAGGCGGGAGCCCCACAUUUCUUUGCUUAAAGAUUAAAGACACAUUUCGUAAACCAAAAGGAGUGAUGGGGCGAAAAGAUCCUGAGAAAACAACGUUCACAGAUUAAAAAUUUGAAACUUGUGUUAUUAUUAAUA
Molecule: messenger RNA, 994 nt
Organism: Octopus bimaculoides (California two-spot octopus)
Lineage: Eukaryota; Metazoa; Mollusca; Cephalopoda; Octopoda; Octopodidae
Source: RefSeq, a predicted model, not a curated record